This is a messenger RNA of Ornithodoros turicata, 2666 nucleotides long. RefSeq names its product sialin-like. Gene Ontology annotation, cellular component: membrane. Gene Ontology annotation, biological process: monoatomic anion transport; transmembrane transport. Gene Ontology annotation, molecular function: transmembrane transporter activity. The coding region runs from base 273 to 1820 and encodes 515 amino acids. NCBI's taxonomy places the organism in Eukaryota, Metazoa, Arthropoda, Arachnida, Ixodida, Argasidae. The transcript has 11 exons. The record is from RefSeq and is a predicted model, not a curated record.
UUGCCGCCACGAACUUGAGUGGCGUCCAAAACUAUCGUGUCGCAAAGGUUUCGCUUUUAUUCUGGGCGCGCGGUUUCUUUACUCCCCAGUGAGCUUCGUGGCGUUCCCUGUGUUUGGCCAGAACAGAAAGGAAAACUCCGUAGGCUCUCGGGGGUGUUCCACUGACACUGGAAUUCCUUUGAACGUCAGACCGUAGUUUCCCCUACGCAACAUCCGUCGCGCACUGGCCCCGGAGCGUCGAAGGGAGAGCGCCUUUUCCUACUUUGGCAGUGAUGGUGUACAGUCUCGACCCCGUGUCUCGGUGCAAGGAAGAGGAGAAGAAACCUAGGAGAGCCGAAAAAAGUUGUGUGCAGUACCGCCAUGUGUUGGUGGCUCUGGGAUUCCUGGGCCUGGCCAACGUGUAUGGAAUGCGCGUCAACUUGAACGUGGCCCUUGUGGCCAUGGUGAACCAUACUGCCGUCCAAGAAACCACCUUGCCCAGUGACUGUCCCCUGCCAGCUUUAGACGCUCCAUCUUACAACACUUCGAAGAGUCCUUCGGGGGCAAGGGACGGCCCUUUCAUUUGGGACCCUGUGUUGCAAGGCAUAGUGCUGGGGUCGUUCUUCUACGGCUAUAUCAUCACACCUAUUCCCGGAGGACGAAUGUCCGAAGCAUUCGGCGCAAAAUGGCUCUUUGGCUUGGGGACCUUCUUCACUGGUCUCCUGUCACUCCUCAUACCGGUGGCUGCGUACGCCGGAGAGGGCUACCUCAUCGCCGUCCGCGUUCUUCAGGGCAUUGGCGAGGGCGUGACGUAUCCUGCUAUCGAAGCCCAAGUGGCCCAUUGGAUUCCCAUCAACCAACGUGCAACGGCAGUGUCCCUAAUCCAUGCCGGAGGUUUCUUCGGCGUUGCUGUCGGCAUGUACAUCUCUGGGCUCUUGGCAGCAACCGACUUCCUGGGCGGUUGGCCCUCCGUCUUUUACGUAUUCGGUAUUUGGACUUGUAUAUGGUUCGUACUGUGGGCCGUUUUCACCUCCAAUACCCCGGAUGAACACCCAUGGGCUGGAAGCGAAGAAAUCCUCAUGAUCGAAGCUGACCUCGCGGACCAAAAGCCAACACUGGAGAAAAAGCUUCCGUGGUCAGACAUCGCGACGUCUUUGCCUGUGUUUGGUGUUGUAAUGGCGCACUUCGGCACCCACUGGUUGCAGUACGUUCUAGUCAGCGAGCUUCCUACUUAUCUGGGCACCGUGCUACACUUUGACAUUAGCAAGAACGGCUUCUAUUCUGCCCUCCCGUACGUGGGAGCCAUCGUCGCCGGUUCAGUAUCUGGCGUGGCUGCUGACUACAUGCGAAGUCGGCGGUACAUGUCCGCUACGGGGGUCCGGAAGCUUUUCAACGGUUUAGCUCAUUUCGUGCCGUCGGUGAUGCUGCUGAUAGUGCCUUCUGUGGGUGGCUGCAAUGGUUUCCUCAACUUAGUCCUGUUCGUUAUUGCUGGGACAGUGCGGGGAACGAGCGAAGCUGGAUAUAUGGCUAUCCCCGUCGACAUGGCUCCCGCUUACGCAGGUACCAUUCUGGGGAUAUGCGUUUGUAUCGGCAACACGACGGGCUUCAUUGUGCCGUACAUCACCGGGAUACUCACGGCAGGAGAGAACACAGUGACGCAAUGGAGCUACUCAUUCUACAUCGCGGGUGGCGUGGGCCUCUUCACGGGUCUAUGCUUCCAGUUGUUUGCUUCGGCUGAAGUUCAAAGCUGGGGUCUCGGGAAACGACGAUCAAUCAUUGACGACAAACAGCUCGUCCCGAACGGUGACGUGCAGGACUUCGAAGUUAAGACGGCCCUGUGAGCCCUCCCCGGCAUAGCAGCAUCAUUGAACUCUAUACGUCAUUCACAAGAGUCCCUGAAGUGCAGCUACAAGAAUUAUGAUAGGCAGUGCAUCUCUACCAAUAAGCGAGGCCAGUGAAUUUCCUGUCAUGCUCGAGGCCCGCGUGACAGGGGGCAAUUGAAGGCGCAAUGGAAUGAAAGUGCGUGUAACGGGGCGACUCUGGUCUACCCCGUGCCAUGAAAUGGAAAACCAUAAGGGCAGAAGGGCCAGUGGACCAUUGUGGGUAAAGAGGGAGUCCCAUCGCGACGCCUCGGGCAUACACCCUUCGUCAGAUGAAGGAUGCCCUUCAGCGUUAGAUCGAAGAGAGUUUCCCCACAGUGGGCUCGCUGGUUCUUCUGUCAUGGUUACCUUACGUGUGCACUAAUUGGUGAUAUAAUUGGAGCUCUGGUACCUGUCAACCAGUAUCUGGUGCAUUGUGCUGCAUUUGAGACGCGAAGAGGUAGUCGGCGUAUGUGAAGUGGAAAUGGUGGUAUUUCCAGUGGAUCAUCCCUUGCGGUUACAGGGACAACUGCUGACAGCUGCUGCCAAGUGAAAUGUUCUCUCUGCCUCCGCAACGCGUUCGUUGCCCUGCUCCACUGUUGUGGGCAGCAGUACCCCUGUGGCGCGUCUAGUCUAGGUGUGGUACUUCCGGUCAUACUUCAGUGACAGUGCACCUGAAGACGACCUGUGUUCUUGCGUUUUACACCGUUUAUGAUAAAUGAGUACUGGUGGGUCUUUUGAUGCUUAGGAUUUCGUAGAGACCUGAAGGCGCCUUGCAAGAUGUUUCUGUACAGUUCACUUAUGUAAAUAUUACUGUUGUGUGUUUUA